GCUCGCGUGAUGUGUUUGUGUAUCCUCAGUGUUUUUCUCUCUUGAGUGUUUUAUUGAGUGUAAACAGAGUCUUGUGCCUGUGUAUUUUAGUGUUGAUGAUGAUGGAUGUGAUGUGCUGUAAAUCAGGAACUGAUCAGGGCUUACAGGAUGAGGAAUCUACUGAUCAAACCUCCACAGAGUCUCUGGAUUCUGUCUGGAACGCUGGAGAACAGCAGCAGAUCCUGCAGACCAAACUCAAGAUGUGUUCAGUCAAACUCAUUGACUGCAGGAACCUCGUGAGGAAGAUGAGAAGAGAACCCACAGCAGGAGAAGAUCAAACUGAGGAAGAAGAGGAUUUUAUUUCUUCAGAUUUGAGAAGUGAUUCGUGUUCAGGUGGAGAAAUAACGUCCUCGACAUCAAAAAAGCGACAGACCGCACAAUCUCUUUCCUGCAUCACCUGUGGAAAGACAUUCACCUCACAUUUACAUUUAAAGAGACAUGAGGGAAAACAUACAGAACAUAAACUCUUCACCUGCAAGAGAUGUAAGAUCAGCUUUACUACCUUACAAGAAAAGGAACUUCAUUCACAAGAACACAGAGAGAAGAAGAUCAAGUUUGAGUGUCAGCAGUGUGGAAAGGUUUGUCUCAUCUUAUCUGAGUUGAAACGCCACAUGAGGACACACAUUGAUGAAAAGCCUUUUCACUGCACUGAAUGUGGCAAAUAUUUCAGCACCGAAGGAUAUCUUGAUGCUCAUAAGAAAAUUCACACAGGAGGAAAACCAUACGAGUGUCCUCACUGUGAGAAGAAAUUUGGCAAAAAAGCCCAUCUGAUGAGACAUGUGCUUAUACACACCAAUGAGAAACCGUAUCAGUGCAGUGAAUGUGACAAAGCCUUUAGGGAUUCAGAUUCAUUAAAAUCGCACCAGAAAAUUCACUCUGAGGAGAAACACUAUUAUUGUUUACACUGUGAUAAACGUUUCAGUCAUAAAUGUAGUCUUAUAGUCCAUGAGAGACUUCACACUGGAGAGAAACCUUUUCGCUGUACUGUUUGUGGGAAGAGUUUUCGUCAAAGUGGCAGUUUAUUGUCACACCAGAAAGUUCAUACAGGUGAAAGACCUUACAAAUGCUCUCAAUGUGAGAAGACGUUUGCUCAUUCAGCUUCCUUUAAAGCCCAUCAAAGACUUCACACUGGAGAGAAACCUUAUUGCUGCUCUCAUUGUGGAAAGAGCUUCUCGGAUCCAUCUUGUUUUAGAGUUCAUCAAAGAGUUCACACUGGAGAGAAACCUCAUCACUGUGAUCUUUGUGGGAAGAGUUUCAGUCGACAUGACAGUUUAGUGACACACCAGAAAGUUCAUACAGGUGAAAAACCUUACAAAUGCUCUCAGUGUGAGAAGACGUUUGCUCAGUCAAGUUACUUAAAAAUACAUGAGAGAGUUCACACUGGAGAGAAACCUUAUGUCUGCUCGAUCUGUGGAAAGAGCUUCUCUCAAUCAUGUUAUUUUAAACUUCACCAGAGAAUUCACACUGGAGAGAAACCUCAUCACUGUAAUGUUUGUGGGAAGAGUUUUAAUGUACAACAGAGUUUAGUGCUGCACCAGAGAACUCAUACAGGUGAAAAACCUUACAAAUGCUCUCAUUGUGACAAGACAUUUACUAAUUUAUCAUCCGUAAAAUCCCAUGAAAGGGUUCACUCCGGAGAGAAACCUUACGUCUGCUCGAUCUGUGGAAAGAAAUUUGGUUAUGCCAUAAGUCUUCAGAAUCAUCAGAAGAAACAUACUGAAGAACAGACUACACUGAAAAAAAUCGUAGUGUCUUAAAGUCUUUACGCACGAGACGGUGGCGCUACAGCACACACAAUUGUAUUGACAGUGUGUCGGGUUCUUUCUCUCUGCGUCAUGCAUUUAAAAUCCUUUAAUGCACGUCAAGUCUUGAUUAUCCCUUUAAUAUUCAUUUACUUUAUCAUUCACUUUUAUUCUUAAAUUUAUAUUUUGAUUUAUAUUACCCGGCUCCCUAAAAUGCUAGAUGCUAGAUUAGAUACAUUAUCCCUUACAUAUUAUCUGCAUUUGAUUCAAUCUAGUUGUUUUAAUAUUCUUUAAAUCUUAUUUUGGCACUGUAUAUCUUUUAAUGCUAUUUUAAGUCUUCAAUGGUCUCCAUCUCAAGGUUUUUAUUAACGUCAUGAGAAUGUUGUGAUGUCCACUGUCUGUGGUACAAUAACACCUCCUAAAUCUGCUUCUAUUCAGAGAAAGUUAG
Molecule: messenger RNA, 2229 nt
Organism: Paramisgurnus dabryanus
Lineage: Eukaryota; Metazoa; Chordata; Actinopteri; Cypriniformes; Cobitidae
Source: RefSeq, a predicted model, not a curated record